AUGGAAAUUGAUGCUCUUCAAGUCAAUCAACCAGGAUUGCUGCUCGGGAAUCAGGAGUCCACUGUCUGUUUUGCGAUCCAAAGCUAUUUACACAAUCGAUUCCAAGAUGAGCCACAGAUUUAUGAACAAUUCAUAGGAAUUAUUCAGAAUUUUCAUGAAGACGAAGAAAUGUUACGCGAAGAUCUUGAGGCGACCGUUGGAGAGAUUUUGCAAGGACAUGAUGAUCUAAUUCAAGAGUAUCAGCGCAUCCGCAUACUUUUCGAUGCACGAGAAGAUUUCGAGCUGGCCAGAGAACAAGUCGAGGAGCAGGAGAAAGAAGCGCGCCGGAGAAUCGCAAGUGCGGAAAGACAAGCAGCGCAUAUACGAGCGUGCGAGGCGCAGAGUAAAUCCGCGCUCCUGCGUCUCCCGAGGGAAAUCAGAGAUGCGAUUUGGAAUGAGGUCGUGCGGGGGAAUAUAGUGCAUAUUUCCCGGAUUGACGGUGUUGAUGCUUCGUCGUCGUCGUCGACAUCUUUUAAAUACCAUUCGUGCGUGGCGACCACGGGACUCAAAAGCUCGGCCUGUCCGGCGGGAGAGGGGGAUCAUGCGCUGUGUGCGAGAAGCAGGCGCUCGGAUUUUCCUUCCUAUCGUUUGGUGUGCAGACAGAUGAAUCUGGAACUUCCGGAAGCGAGAGCAACGUUUUUUGCGAAAAAUGCGCUGCAUUUUGAUAAUGUGGAGGAUGCGGAGGAGUUUCUUUUCGGGUUGAAGGAGUGUGAGCGAGCGGCUAUCACGCAUAUCAGAUUACCGGUUUCGUAUUGGUUGGCAAUGGAAAAUCAUGAUGAGGGAAGAAGGGAGUUUAGAGCAUGGGAAGCGAUUAUGAAUUAUUUUAGUUGUCCAUGGGCUCGAGACACGCUCCAUCUAUAUGAAGAGGACUCACAGUUCUUGAAAGAACCAUGGUUCUUUUACUAUUCCUCCUGUUAUUACUACGAAAACAGGGAUCGCAUGUACAAAAAAUGGCAAGUCGGAUUCGGUAACACAAGUUGGGAUAUAGAUAUUGCAUCUCUCCGCUACAAAGCCGAGCCCAGAAUCGAUAUCGGGAUGAGCUAUCCGGAAUCUGCACACAGCACCCUCUUCCGUCUGCGUCCCCGCAACCACAUCCCUUUUUCAACACAAUUCGACAAUCCCCCACCAUGGCUCCGCUCCCUCCUCCAAUUCCGCCAAUACUCCGGGUUGAAUUUUCAUUUCUGGGCCUCCGAACCCACUUCUAAAGAGUAUGGAAUUCUGCGCGUUCCUCGACACGAAGCGUUUAUCGAAGCCUUGCAGGAACAAGUCUCGCGCUCGGAAAUUGGUCCCUGGAAACUCGUAGAGUUUAGACAGAAGCCGUUUGGAAAUCCGGAUAGGGCGUCGUUGAGGAACUUGUAG
Messenger RNA from Botrytis sinoallii, 1398 nucleotides. RefSeq lists its product as uncharacterized. The record is from RefSeq and is a predicted model, not a curated record. Gene Ontology annotation, biological process: regulation of DNA-templated transcription. The coding region runs from base 1 to 1398 and encodes 465 amino acids. Lineage: Eukaryota; Fungi; Ascomycota; Leotiomycetes; Helotiales; Sclerotiniaceae. The transcript has 4 exons.